Molecule: messenger RNA, 2337 nt
Organism: Gadus morhua (Atlantic cod)
Lineage: Eukaryota; Metazoa; Chordata; Actinopteri; Gadiformes; Gadidae
Gene: gpr35b
Product: G-protein coupled receptor 35 b
Exons: 3
Coding region: 1106-2125 (339 amino acids)
Biological process (GO): positive regulation of Rho protein signal transduction; phospholipase C-activating G protein-coupled receptor signaling pathway
Cellular component (GO): plasma membrane
Molecular function (GO): G protein-coupled receptor activity
Source: RefSeq, a predicted model, not a curated record
UGUCUGCUCACAAACUGCGCAUCACGGCGACUAUCAAGAUGUAUGGAUAAAUAUGUAGAAAUUAAGUAGUUUCUGUCUCUAAUUAUGUUCCAAUGCAGACAACAGGAUAUUUUUUUGCCGAGCUUCGGAGUAUGAACUGAGUAAUUGCCUGUGGUUUUAGUUUUUUUCCUAAAAACGGUCGGACGCUUUGGAACUAUUUUCGCAGGCAUGACGUUUGAAGUGGAUGCAGCUCAGACUGUGCAGCCGACUGUGGUGUUUCGGUCUCUGAACUGUGGACUGCUCAAGUAGCAUGCCUCAACCUCCUUAAAUUUCAAGUGAAACACUUUCCUUUACGUCUGAAAUCCUUGCAUACAAUAUAUCAAAAUCCUUUCAUACAAAUUACUAUAUCCCAUCAGGAGCACUUCAACGUGUGUAUGACUUAUCCCAGUAUGAUGUGAGAGAGCUUUUCAAUAGCACAUGUAAAAGGUUUUCACAAUACUUAGCAUUUCAGCUCUGUAUGAGCUGCCAUCUCUCAGCCAUCAUUACAACCUGACAAACAUGUAAGGUUGCAAUCCCACCUAGCCUGAGGUUUUACGUAUAUGACCACAUCCGUUUCUCUCUCUGUCUAUCUCUUUCUUUUCUAUCUCUGACUCUGUCGCUCUGGAGGGCUUCAAUGGCUGAAGCCUUCCAGCUUCUGACCUUGCUGUUGUGUUUUGUUAGGAGCCUGUGUUAGUAACUCAUCCCUUUGUGUUGUAAGUUGGGUCUUUCAUAUGGCAGAUGUGAGGUAAAUGGGGGGCGGGUUGUAUGCGUGUUUGACUCUCUGUUUGACCCACUGAAGAGCGCCCGGUCCGUGAGCCUAGCUGUGGGCAUCCUUGACCGAGCCAUCACUGCCCUCGUGUGCUCCUCAAUGACAUCUUCUGACCUCUACUGCUUGGAUGAAAGUGAAGAUGAAAUAAAGGACCACAUAUGUCGUUGAUCGUUAUUCAGGGGAUGAACACACAAGACUGAAGGACAGUAGACGUGAGAUCUCAUACAUGAGAAGAGGCUCAGCUUCGUCUCAAAGUGAGACUGACUGGUGUGGAACAAAUAAAACAUAGGCUGAGCUGCACUGCAAAGCAGCCUACGCAUGAGUGGAAAGACGUUUCGCCUGCCUGGCUAUGUGGAGCUUCAGGCACACGCGACGUGUGAAUUGUUACCCCGGUCUGAUCCGUCACCUUGGUUAGACGGAUCCUGCACACCGAGGGGUUCACUGAACUUCCAGAAGCAGAACCGUGACUCGACCAUGACGAGAAUGUCUCAGAACCACACCAACUCCACGUGCACCGUGGAAGAACUCCAGGCGAUCGCCUACACCCCGCUCUUCAUCCUGGGCCUGCUGCUGAACGCCACGGCUCUGUGGCUCUUCGUCAGACGACGUCACGCGUGGACCGACACACACGUCUAUAUGCUCAACCUCAUCGUCGCCGACCUUACGCUCAUUAUCUUCCUCCCCUUCAGGAUCGUCGACGCUUUCCACUGUUUGAGCAAAACCUGGCUGUGCACGGUCCUCAUCUCGGUCCACUACGUCAACAUGUACGCCAGCAUCCUGAUCACCACGGCCCUCAGCGUGCACCGCUUCGUGAUGGUCAGGUUCCCUCACAGAUACAGAAGGGGCAACAAACAUACGGCCGCUGUUGUUUGUUUGUUUAUUUGGGUGUUUGUUAUAGCAGUGUGUGUCGGGUUCCAAUCGGAUAACUACCCUAAAAAUCUGUGGACGUGUUUUGAAAGGUGUAAAAACAAACCGAUCCGAAUGUCUUUCCUCGCAGUGCUGGUAACUUCAGGCUUUCUUGUUCCACUAUUGAUCGUUGUCUUUUGUUCGAGCCAGAUCUUAUUGAUCCUGAUGAGGGCCAACGAUAACUCUAGGGAGAAGAAAAGUAUUGUUGGCAUAGUAACAGCCAACAUGAUUGUAUUUAUAUUCUGUUAUACCCCCAUACAUGCAAGCAUUCUUGUGAGCUACUUAGAGGAUCAACAUGAGAGCUGUGUGCCUACGUCCAUGAUUGUACACUACAUUUUGCUCAUAUCUGAAUGGAUCGCUACCACAAACUGCUGUUUGGAUUCAGUAAGUUACUACUUUCUGUUUAAAUCUUUGUCGUUGGGAGGAAAUUAAAUUGCAUUGCAUUCUUGAAACUAGAAUGCAAGAUAUUUUUUUUUGCUGUAUUCAUUCCAAGUGUAGCUAGCUUUAUGUAGAUGUUCAGAACAUGUUCAUUAUUUUUAUUACGCCUUUUUGUAACUGUUGUAUAUGUUAUGCAUAUAAAUGUACAUAUUUAUUAGAGCAUCUCAAACGUGUUGAUUAUAAAAAAAAUGAUUAUAAAAUAUGUU